AUGAAGGAAUUUCCUAGGAAGUUUCUUAGCCUGCGGGAUAAGAGCGGCGAGCAUCAUCGUAGCAAGUCGGCUCCUCCCGCAAACAAGGCCCGUCCCCUCUCAGCAGAAGCGUUUCGCUCCAUAUUCAAGCCCGACCAUGCGAAACAAACCCACCAAAAUGAGGUGGAAGCUGCGAGAGAGGUCGCCAAGAUUGAGGAUAUCCAGCGACGUUUGGAUCAAUUGCACAUUAUGAACAUCACCGAAGAGCAUGUCCGAGAUAUCUUGGGGACCAAAUUCGUCGAUGGAGACCCAGAACGCGCUGUCCAAUUUAUCGAUAUUGAAAAAAAGUCUUCUUCUGGAGUUAUUUUACCCUACGACCCGAGUGUCCAGAUGGUUGGUGCCGAAAACCGCAGUGCCGUUACCUGCUAUAUAGACUCCCUUCUCUUCGCCAUGUUCUCUAAGCUGGACGCCUUUGAGUGCAUGCUCAAAACCAAUUUCCCGGAGGAUGACCCCAGGCAUAGACUCGUCGUGCUUCUGCGCAUAUGGGUCAACAUGUUACGGUCGGGCAAGUUGAUUCGUACAGACUUGACUAAACUAAUACAAGAUUCCAUGGCUGAAUGCGGCUGGCCAGAAGCUCGCCUUUUAGAACAGCAAGACACCUCUGAAGCAUUUGCCUUUUUCACGGAAAAGCUAGAAUUACCUCUCCUCUCACUACAGGUUGAUCUGUUUCAUCAAGGCAAAUUCGAUAAGGACGACCACAAAAUCGUCUAUGAGAGAUUAUUGAAUUUAGCAGUACCAUCAGAUUCUGAGGGUAACGGUAUUAAGCUAGAAGAUUGCCUAGAGGAAUAUUUCAACACCCAGGUUGACGUCCUCAGAGACAGCGAGGAGGCAAAGAAGUUGUCGAUUGCGGAGGACGGUACUCCAAGCUCGCCCUCUCAGCUAUUAAUUCCCAACCAGAUUCAGUUGAUUAGAGAUGGAGAAAGCGCCGCGACACCUGCAGUCGUAACAUUAUCUCCGAUAGAGAUGUCGCCGUCGAAGCCACUGCCAGAUCAAGUCAACGGAACGAGUCAGAACAGCACUCUUGGCGAUGUAUCACAAUCAACUGCCGCGGGCAGUCAAGCAGAGGCGUCUUCUUCCCAGAUGAUGGCUAGGAAUAGGUCAACCAGCGUCAUUCAACGAGUAAUGCUUGAUGACAAAGGCCGCCCAGCCAGUUCCGAGAACAUACGCAAGAGGCUCAGUCUGAAAGGAUCCACUGUCAUCAAAGCGGUUACCAUACCUGCAUGGCAAUUCUUCCGCUUAAUUCCCUGGCACGCAGUCAACAGCACCGAGCCUCGGAACAACGUCGAAGUAGCAAUGAAUCUUGAUCAGCGCCCGGUGGUAGGCAUUUGCUUGAAGCGAUACGCCAUGACUGAGUCUGGCCAGCCUAAGCGGCACAACACUUACAUCGACAUUCCCGAGAGCAUGAGACUUCCUCACUUUAUGCUCGCUGAUGGCCCGCACAUAGAAGAGGAGACUAAUGGGUUAGCGACAGAGUACAAGCUUGUUCUGCAAUCCGUUGUCUGCCACAGAGGCGACUCUUUACAGAGUGGCCACUACAUCUCCUUUGCCAGGAUUGCCCCGAAGCUUCUCACGGAUAACAGAAGGCAUGAUUUCGAUCCACCGCCAGACUACGAAGAGGCACAAUGGGUGAGGUUUGAUGACCUAGAUAUCGGCAAACGAGUCACGUUUGUCGACGACAUAAAAGAAUCUUUAAAGGUCGAGAUGCCGUACCUACUGUUCUAUCAGAUCGUACCCAUGGUCGACGCACCUUGUCCAACAGAAAGCACAGAGGGUAGGCCGCCGUCCUACGACGAGUCAAAGAAUAGCCUUGAGAUACUGCCACUGGUAGCACACCACGAGCACAAAGCCUCUUCUUCCACCCAAGGAUUGGCAACGCAUCAUGAACAUCAAGCAUCAGCUUCAACGGGUCGUCUAGGGCAAAGCAAGCCACCCAGCAUCAGAUUAUCCGCAGAAGUUGAGCGCCCAUCCCGCAAGUGGCUCGAAGGUAUUAGCAUGAAUUUUGGUGGCUCAUACGUGGAGUCGGUCAUCUCGCGCCGCCAGAGCUUGGCUUAUACCGAUUCUGCUGCUCAUACGCCAUCCAUAACUCCCGAUGCCCAGUCGCCUGCCAUGCCGCCGGUUGACGAACCAACGACCUCAAGGUUAUCGCGUGCCGCAUCGCGCUUCAAUUUGGGCAAACAAAGUCGCCCGGCCAGUCAAUCGGGCGAGGGCCGCAUCAGUCUCAACUUGAGUCGCUUUGGCGGGCUGAUGAAGACAAACAAAGAGCCGCUGCCAGAGCCACCAGCACUGAACAUUUCAACGGCAAGCUCAACAGGACAGCCAAGUCCCCAGCCAGGGUCGCCCACAUCACUGGAAAAGCAGUUGCAUCAUCACCCCACCAGCAUUGAGAAGCAGGACAAGCUGGAUAGAAAUGACAAAUCUGAAAAGAUAGAGAAGGCUGAGAAGCACAAGCACAAGAGGAAAAAGUCCAAAGAGAAAAAUGAAAAACAGAAAUCGGGGGAUCAGCCAGAGCGGGAGUGUGUGGUGAUGUGA
Messenger RNA from Trichoderma virens Gv29-8, 2568 nucleotides. RefSeq lists its product as uncharacterized. Gene Ontology annotation, molecular function: cysteine-type endopeptidase activity; cysteine-type deubiquitinase activity. The record is from RefSeq and is a predicted model, not a curated record. The transcript is spliced from 7 exons. Lineage: Eukaryota; Fungi; Ascomycota; Sordariomycetes; Hypocreales; Hypocreaceae. Gene Ontology annotation, cellular component: nucleus; cytosol. The coding region runs from base 1 to 2568 and encodes 855 amino acids. Gene Ontology annotation, biological process: protein deubiquitination.